UCUCUGUGCACAGUCUGACCUACAGAUGUAAUUGCUGGAUUAACAUUUUUGUCACCUUUUUUUUUAAAACAAUUUGGACAUAUGCAUUACUCAUCCUUCAUACAGGUGGAUAGAAAUUUUACUUUUAAAGACCUUGACUUGGAUAGAGCUGCAACUUGCUUCUUUCCAACCAAAGUGACUCGUUCAAUCAUCUUCAAAAAUGUUUGCUGCUGGAUGCUGAUUUUCUGCUGUCUUGAAAUUAAUGAUUGAAUUUACCUAAAACAACUUGACCCUGACAUACUGGAAGCACAUAGAAAAUCAAUGCCAGAAUACCAGCUUUACCUGAGAAACCCAUACUUAUCGAUCUGAUAUUACUAACAUAAUUUUAGGUAAACACAACUUGACUGACUUCAAGUUGAAAUAUUGGAUAGACCCUUCACGGCACGAACAUAGGAAAGGACAUAUAUUGGCAGCAGUGUAACACACUGCGCUCAGUUACUUUGGCUCUCACCAUGGGAGCAGUGCGUGUAAAGAGACGCUUUAGCGCUGUGGUGGACAGCCCUCUGGAGGAAGAGGAAGUCAUGAAGCUGGCCCAAAGCGCAGCCGAACCCGCCGGGGCGGGAGCCGGCUCCGGGAGUCCGGUCCCGAUCCGGAACGGCAAAGCGCUCACCCUGCAGAGGAACGCUAGCACGAGCUGUGCAGGGGAACAGGGAGCGGCAGGAGCAGGAGGAGAAGGGGGCAGAGGAGGAUACCCGGGGCUAAGGGGGGUAGGGGGAACGAGGGGCAGCUGCUCCUCCCCAGAGGCGGACUGUGCCUCCCUUUCCCCCUCCCCCCCCAGCCGCCGUCUGCGCCGGCCCCGAAGCCGCUUUGUGGGCAAGGACGGGCGCUGCAACGUCACCUUCGUCAACAUAAGCGAGAGGAGCCAGCGCUACCUCACAGACCUCUUCACCACCUGCGUGGACAUCCACUGGCGCUGGAUGUUUGUGGUCUUCUCCCUCUCCUUCCUCCUCUCCUGGCUGCUCUUCGGAUUCACCUUCUGGCUCAUUGCCUCCGCCCACGGGGACUUCUCCGCCUCCUCGGGCUCCGGCCCCUCCCCAGGGGCCCAGGCAGACGGCCCGGGGCCAGAGCCAAGGGGGCGGCAGGUGGAGGAGCCCUGUUUCCAGCAGGUGAACAGCUUCAUGGCAGCCUUCCUCCUCUCCCUGGAGACGCAGACCUCCAUCGGCUAUGGCUUUCGCAGCGUGACUGAGGCGUGCCCCCUGGCGGUGUUGGCGGUCGUGUUGCAGUGCAUCGUGGGCUGCCUCAUUGACGCCUUCAUCAUCGGGGCGGUCAUGGCCAAGAUCGCCAAGCCCAAGAAGCGCAACGAGACGCUGGUGUUCUCCGAGACGGCGGUGGUGGCUCUGCGCAAUGGGAAGCUCUGCAUGAUGUGGCGGGUGGGCAACCUGCGGAGGAGCCACCUGGUGGAGGCCCACGUCCGCGCCCAGCUGCUCAAGCCCAGGGUGACCCCGGAGGGCGAGUUCCUGCCCCUGGAUAACAUGGACAUCAAUGUGGGCUUCGACACGGGCACCGACCGCAUCUUCCUGGUGUCACCCGUCACCAUCGUGCACGAGAUCGACGAGGAGAGUCCGUUCUUCGAGAUGGACCGGCGGACGCUGGAGCGCGACGCGGACCUGGAGGUGGUGGUCAUCCUGGAGGGAAUGGUGGAGGCCACCGCCAUGACCACGCAGUGCCGCAGCUCCUACCUGGCCUCCGAGAUCCUGUGGGGCCAUCGCUUCGAGCCGGUCCUGUUCGAGAAGAACAACAGCUACCAGGUGGACUACUCCUUCUUCCAUCGCACGUACGAGACUCCCAGCACCCCCGCCUGCAGUGCCAAGGAGCUGGCGGAGCAGAAGUACAUCCUGGGCUCCCGCUCGUCCUUCUGCUACGAGAACGAAGUCGCGCUGCAGCUCCCCUCCCCCGGCGACCGGUCCGCCGCCCCGUCCCCACGGACUGACGCCCCGCGCCGAGCGUACCCACCCUCACACGCAGUGAGGGGCUCCGGCACGGGAGGGGAGGACGAGGGCGAAGGCAGAGAGAGAUGUAGGCCAGAGUGAGGAGCGAGAGCGGAGAUUGAGGGAGGGAGAAACGGGGACAGAAGGCGAGGGAGUUGGAGGAAAGGAGAGAG
Messenger RNA from Conger conger (European conger), 2140 nucleotides. RefSeq names its product potassium inwardly rectifying channel subfamily J member 14 (gene kcnj14). The coding region runs from base 492 to 2069 and encodes 525 amino acids. Gene Ontology annotation, biological process: potassium ion import across plasma membrane; regulation of monoatomic ion transmembrane transport. Gene Ontology annotation, molecular function: inward rectifier potassium channel activity. The transcript is spliced from 3 exons. The record is from RefSeq and is a predicted model, not a curated record. Lineage: Eukaryota; Metazoa; Chordata; Actinopteri; Anguilliformes; Congridae. Gene Ontology annotation, cellular component: plasma membrane.